Arabis nemorensis is the source of this 447-nucleotide messenger RNA. The record is from the annotation of a GenBank genome assembly. NCBI's taxonomy places the organism in Eukaryota, Viridiplantae, Streptophyta, Magnoliopsida, Brassicales, Brassicaceae.
AUGGCGAGCAAAUCUGGAAGCAGUGGCCUUAGAGAACCGCCGAAUGAGCAAGCUGUUCUUAACAUCUAUGAAGCCAUGAGAUCAGAGCUAAGCCAAAUCUACUCCAACAUAACCGAACUCGAGAUGCAAGUGAGCGAACAUUCUCUGGUCAUCAACGCUAUUCAGCCUCUCGAUCAAUCAAGGAAAUGCUGUCGCAUGAUAGGAGGCGUUGUUGUCGAGAGAACCAUCAAAGAGGUACUCCCAGCUGUCCAACGCAACAAGGAAGGGCUUGAAGAGGUUGUGAAGAACCAAUACGAGAAACUGGAGAAGAAAAAGAAAGAUCUUACAGAGUUUGAAGCCAAGUAUAAGAUCAGGCUAAGGAAGCAGGACGAGUCCAAGGAAGAUAGUACCAAAAAGGAAGGUAAUGCUCAAGGUGUUCUUGUUGGAACUGCCAGUUCGAGCCAAUAA